Athene cunicularia (burrowing owl) is the source of this 5221-nucleotide messenger RNA. RefSeq names its product transmembrane protein 65 (gene TMEM65). The coding region runs from base 1 to 861 and encodes 286 amino acids. The record is from RefSeq and is a predicted model, not a curated record. Gene Ontology annotation, cellular component: mitochondrion. NCBI's taxonomy places the organism in Eukaryota, Metazoa, Chordata, Aves, Strigiformes, Strigidae. The transcript has 9 exons. Gene Ontology annotation, biological process: regulation of cardiac conduction; cardiac ventricle development.
AUGCAGCUGGCAAACAGAUCGCAGCACCUAGUGUGUGGGAUCAGAACACAGGAGAGAGUCGAUGUGGCUGUACAGCAAGCACCUGGCCUAGAACUGCCACAGCGGAGGAUGAUGAAAGAGGAAUCAAAUGACUACAGCCUGCACUCCACCGAGCGGAGCUGCCUGCUGCGGGAGCUGCACCGCUUCGAGUCCAUCGCCAUCGCCCAAGACCCCUUAUCAGCUAGGGGAAGCUGUCAGCAAUAUGGGGAGACCUGGGCACAUCAAGAACCAAAUGGGGCCUGUUCCUCAGCCCAUUCCCAGGCCUACCACCAGAAGGAUGCAGUUCCAUCAACUAAUUGCCCUAGCGCGAAAUAUGACAGGACACACUAUCUGUGGCCUCCGCUAAUGGCAGAGGCUACAGGGAAACCCAUCCUUUGCUGCGGCUGCUACGCUGAAGGACGGUCCUCAGAGAAGUUGGAGGUUGCACCACCAUCUCCAGGACAACUGAAACAUGUGUUCUUCCACAAUGCAUUACCUUUUGUAGGGUUUGGAUUUUUGGAUAACGCAAUUAUGAUCGCUGCGGGAACCCAAAUAGAGUUGUCAAUUGGAGUUGUCCUAGGAAUUUCAACUAUGGCAGCUGCAGCUUUGGGAAACCUUGUUUCAGAUUUAGCCGGACUGGGUCUUGCAGGUUAUGUAGAAGCUUUAGCUUCACGGCUGGGUCUGUCAAUCCCUGAUCUGACACCCAAACAAGCUGAUAUGUGGCAAACACGUCUCAGUGCACACUUGGGUAAAGCUAUUGGAGUGACCAUUGGCUGCAUUUUAGGAAUGUUUCCUUUGUUGUUCUUUGGUGAUGAGGAAGAAAAACUGGAAGAAAAAAAUUAACCUUUUUACAAGACAUAUACAAAUGUAAACUACUGUACCUCAAUUAUUCAAUUAUGCUGUCAAUAUUUAGGAAUUAACAGACAGUAAAAAAUGUAUAGACUUGGGAACAAAACCUUCAGCAUGUCGUUUUAUGGAAACACUAAUUUAUUGUGGCUUUGUGUUCAGUACUUCUUUUUAUAAGAUAUCAUUUAACUUUUAAUUGUAAAUUUUUGAAGUGUUUUCACUUACGGCAACUGAUGUUUACCACUUUCCCCUUUGAUCUUAUUCUUUAAUGGAUUUUUACUGUAAUAAUCCACUAUGGAUGACAGUAUCACUCGAGUUGCAUAUUGGUUGCUUAACAGUUAAUUGCAUGACAAAAAUUUCACUGCUGUCCAUCAGGUCCUUCAAUGCAGAUUAUUGAGAAGGUCAGUGAUGAGUAAUUUGAAGUCACUCGCUUUGCAAGAUGACUGGUUUUGUGGAGGCUCUCAAAAUGAAUAAAUAACAAACAAAAUAAAAUUUCAACACAAUUGACCAGCACUCUGCAAACAAACAGCAGGUUCAUGUGUCUGUGAGAGGAGAACAAAAACUAUCACCACGCAGACUUCUAGGAUUUAACGACAAUCCAAAAUGCUUGGUCACUCACCUAGAAAAUGAGGGCUUUCAACCUCAGGGAAUUUCUUUGGGCAGCGUUCUGACCCAAGGGGAGAAUCCUUGACCACAGUGCAAUGAUCCAGGAGGGACUAGCUCAAAAUGGCUCCCCAGGGGACUCCGUUUAUACCUGAGCCAAGUCUGAUCUGUGGUCAAUGUCAGCCCUUACUGGCUGAGGGCCCCAAUUACCAUAAAGCCCUGAGAACAAGGGCACAAAAAGAGAAAUCAGUGGCUGCUACAUUUCAGCGGCCAGGAAGCCCUGUUUUCACUGGGUGGGUGCACCUGCCACAACUGGUUGCCCCCUCACCAGCCAUCAUUUUGCACUGCCUUUGGAUUAGAUAUUUUGGUGAUCUACAACAGUCUAGUUUGCAUUUUUUCAUAAUUCUGACUAAGUGUCUCUGAAUUGUCUUCUGAGAUUAUCAUUUUAAUGCUUUGACAAGGUAAGUGUUUCCAGUGUAGGCUCUUUACCAGGUCCAUUUUUAGUGUGUUUUAACACCUUCUGUACUUCCAUAUUCAUGCCUCUUUUUUUCUUCUGUAAACAGUAUCUUGAGAAUUGAGUUUGAGAUAUCCUUAAAUUUGUGUUCCUGAGUUUUGAGUGUGGUAUUAAAGAAUUCAGACCAACUGUUUCAAAACCACAAACAACUUUUUUUUUUUUUUUAAUUGUUCUUCCUAAAGUAAAGUGUGAAUAGUUGAUUGGGUGGACAAGGCCAGGGUAUGAGUGAGUUGUAAAUAAAUUUGCAUUGCAAGGUUGUAAUGGGUGGUUCAGCUGAAAUAAAGUGUACCACCAGUCUGGAUUAGAGGACCUGAUUUGCAGAUUAUAAUUUUGUAUUUAAGUUUAAGACUUGCUACUUUUUUUUUUUUCUUUCCUGUGAGACAAUUAGUUAAACAACAAAAAAAGAGACUUGCGGCCUUUUUCCUUUUCUGCCUUUUAUUUUGGCAGUCUUGCUGUAUUAUAGAUCUGGCAGUUCAGUCAUAUGUAACUGUGCUUUUUUUAUAUGGUCAUGAAUAAAUUUAAUUACAACUAUUGAAUAUUCAUAUUUCGGGAUCUCACUUGCCAGUAGCAUAAUGCUAAACUGGUAACUGUCGAUUAGAGGAGAGAGUUUCUAACCUGUUUGAAUACAAUUUGGAAAAGAUGCUAAGAAGAGAGGCACAGCCAGUGCACUUUAAAGUUUUUAUAGCUGGAAUUGUUAGCACUUCUGAAACCUAGAAAGAAAUAUUUGAAAAAAAAAUAAAAAAAGAAAAAUUCCCUGAUGACACUUAUUUGCUGUAGGAAAAGUCUUACUGUAAGAUAUACAUCUUACAGAGGUCAUUGCUUAUCUCAUGGUCAUAAAUCUGACUUCUCUGUUCUCGUUGCUAGGAGCCCUUUAACAGCAGUACUGAAUCUUGACAUCAACCUUUAAUGAAAAUGACAGUGUUGUAUCUGGUUUUUAAAAAGCAGACUUUAAAAACUUGCUGUGAGUAGUCCUAGUAGCAUGUACUGUACAUUGUACAUUAAACCAUGAGAAUCUGGACCAAACUGUAAAACUGAAAGAGAUCUCAGCCAGGCAUAGAACACAAAUGCAGGGGUGUUUUGGCUUGCAUUUUCAAAGUUGGAAGCUUUAUAAAAAAAAGAAAAAACAACCAACAGAAAAACCCUCCAACCACAAAAAAAAACCCCAAACCAAUGAAACACAAAACCCAAUCCUGCUAGAAAAUUAUGCACUCUUUCCCCAACAGAUUGCUGCUGGUUUACAGUACUUCAGUGACAGGUCUUUUUUUAGCCAUCCACACAUUUGUCUUGCCUUAAACUCUUAACUUUUCUUCCUCUGCACUACUUUUGUUUCUGGUAUGUUUCUAUACAAAGCUGUAAAUAUUUCAUGUGUGUUGGUUUUGGUUUUGUUUUUUUUUUAAACUGAAGCACACAUCAAAACAGUUUUGCAUAGCUUUUUUUUGUAGCUGUUUUUACAGUAAUUCCAACACUGUUUCCCUUUAUGAUACUGGCAUCUUCAUUGGAAGAAGUGGCCAAACCUCUGUUCUUUGCUAUCAUACCAACUGGAACACUGUUUUCAUCACUUUUUAGCUUAUGAGAACAAUUGGACGGCUGUGUCAUCUGUCAUAGUAGUAUUCAUUUUAUAAUGGCAAUAGGAAAGACCAUGUACUGUUGUUAAAUAGCUUGUGCAUGUAAAUUGAGUACGUUUUGUUUCUGUAUGUCAAACUAUUGUACUGCAACCAAUGCUUUUAUCGAGAAUUAAUGAACUAAAAUAUCUUCAAAGAAAUUAAUCAUGUUGUCUUGUUAAAAUAUUUAGCUGACCACAAAAAUGUUGAGGGCAAGUGACACAUGGUAAGAAAUCUUGGGUGUUUCAGGCUGUUGUCUGAUACCAUAAUCUAAAUGGUGACUUCCGGGGGUUCGGUAUUUGACAAAUGUGAAGAAAUAAUUAGUGAUUUGAGAGGAAUAGUGGACCUGGAUGCUGAGAGAAAGUGCUUGUUGGGGUCAAGCUGCCACCCUGAGUACAGUAGGGCUAGCUUGCUUCGCCUGCAGGGUCCACUCUUGUGUGGAUGUGGUACUGCUUUGUGUGGCAGGGAAGAUCUGUGCCCUGUCUCCUUUCAAGGAGGGUAGGAUUUUCUGGGGUAUAUGGAUGAAAGUAAUCCCUGAUGCUCUGAUUGCUUUUUAAAAUACUUUUUAAACACUUUUUAAAACACUGAGGAGAGAGCACUAACGAAACACUCGUUUUUGUUUUCUUUUGUCUUCUCCCUCCUCAAUAAAAGGAAAAACAAACACUACAGGCUUAUUCAGAGACUUCAGUAUUGCUCCUUUUCUUUAUUCUAUCAGUUUGUUCUGUGUUAAUAGGAAUUAUUCUCAUUGAAGGGCUGGUAGACCUGAAAUUGUGUUUAUUUUAAAAUGCUGUCUUUUAUUGUAAUUUAAAAUAUAAAUGUAUUUUUGACUGUAUGUUAUCUCUAGGACAAAGAACAUGCAUCUGAUAAUACAGUUACCCAAAUCUUUUUGCCAAUAUUUUCUCAUUCAUAUACUUUUACCUAAAUUAUUUGAAUUCCGACAACAUAUUUUGUAUUGUCGUUAAAAUUGUCAAACUUUCUGUAAACUUUUGUACUACAGCAAAGCUGUUCUGUGUUUCUUUAUUAGACCAGAUGCUGGAGGGCAAAUGUUAAUAAUAUCCUGUGGGUAUUCAGCCUCAGUUAUACAAAAUGGGAAUUUAUUAUUUAAGUUGUAAGCAAGUGGUCCUUUGUCACUGUCAUAGGAGAUAGGACUGUGGAGUGGUACUUCUCUCUCUUCAUGCUUGGAAGAGAGCGAUUUAAACAAUUAAAAUGUUUCAGUGGUAAACUGUGGUGUUUGUGGUUAAUAUUAGUCAGAAGUCCACUUGCACUUGAACUUCUGGAACUAACUGAGGUUUUGUAUGCAAACUAAUACUUUUUGAACUUUCCUGGACUUUGGAGCUCUUCACCUUUUUUCACUCCUUGGUCAGUCCCUUUUGUGGAUGUCUGUGCAUAAAGAAGUGCUGUGAAUAAAACAUCUGUACUGGAAGGAUGCUCUCAUCUCGUUUUAACAACCCAUAGAGGUUGGCUGUUAUUUUAUUCUGAUUGCAUUGUAUAGUAGAACUCUUCGUUAAUGUUGUUCAGAGAGUCUAUCACACUUCUAGUCAACGUUUCCCUCUUUUCUGAUGUUUUACAUGGUCUAGUGACAAGCUGACAGAGCGGUGAUGUAUAAAUUAAAGACUUUAAUAAAGUAUUGAGGAAUUAA